CGACCACAGGUAUAAAAGGCUAGAACGCCAAACGGACACCAUCGCAGUCGGCCGGCAGUCAGCCAACGAAAAACAGACCCCGCAGUAUGUCUCGCUCUCUUUUCUUCUUGGUCGGCUUGUCUGUGGUGGCGUAUUGCGCUGCCCAGCAGGUGAUUGAUGUAGUGCCAUUGGAAGCCGACGCCGCCGGAGUUCCAGUCAAUCCGGAAGUUCCGACUCUGGUCGCCUCCGAUGACUCGGCCGCAACUGUUGCUGGACGACCCAAGCGCCAAUUCGGACUGGGUUUCUUGCUCGGGUCGGCUUUGGGAGGAGGCUACGGCUACGGCCGACCUUACGGCUACGGUCGUCCUUAUGGCUACGGUGGAUAUGGGGGUUAUGGGCAUGGGUAUGGACACCACCACCAUCAUCAUGGUCAUCGCUAUGGCAGUUACGGGUACGGAAGGUAAAGAGGCUCGAAAUAUUUCUGCCCGAUUUCGAUCCUGUUGGCAAAAUUUGACUCACCUGAAGAAGACGAAAUUCCAGAUAGUUUGGACAUUGAUUGGCUUCACACCUAAUUAUUUUAUUUGCGCAUUUA
This is a messenger RNA of Daphnia pulicaria, 571 nucleotides long. Its product is annotated as chorion class B protein M3A5-like. The record is from RefSeq and is a predicted model, not a curated record. The coding region runs from base 87 to 443 and encodes 118 amino acids. The transcript has 3 exons. Lineage: Eukaryota; Metazoa; Arthropoda; Branchiopoda; Diplostraca; Daphniidae.